UUGUUCUCAGAAUUCAAAAAUCAUUUUUGGUGAAAAAUGGGUAAACAAAUUUACUUGAGUCUUUUUAUUGUGGGUGCCAUUUUGGCUUGUGAAAUUGGGGCUUCAUCAGACGAAAAUACUAGACCUCACAUACGUAAGAAACGCCUAAUUAAUACAUUACCAGGUGGCAAUAGACCAACGCGGAUCGACCAAGCUCCUCAUCUUGUAUCUGUACAUUUGAAUAACAAUCAUACCUGCUCUGGUACAAUUUUAUACGGAAACGUUAUUUUGGUUAUGGCUGAUGCGUCCACGACGAUGAGCCUCACACCUACAGAGUUCUUUCGGGAACAAAUCGUCGAGAUGCCGGUACAUCUCAUAAUGUGUUAA
Molecule: messenger RNA, 366 nt
Organism: Belonocnema kinseyi
Lineage: Eukaryota; Metazoa; Arthropoda; Insecta; Hymenoptera; Cynipidae
Exons: 3
Coding region: 37-366 (109 amino acids)
Source: RefSeq, a predicted model, not a curated record